This is a messenger RNA of Rhizophagus irregularis DAOM 181602=DAOM 197198, 621 nucleotides long. The record is from RefSeq and is a predicted model, not a curated record. Lineage: Eukaryota; Fungi; Glomeromycota; Glomeromycetes; Glomerales; Glomeraceae.
AUGUCUGGUUCUAUCAUAAAUAUUAAAACAGAAAUUGAUCGUCUCUUUAAGAUUGAAAAAGAGAAGACUGAAUUAUAUUCCUACUUCACUAAGCAUAAAGAUCAGCAAGAUGAUGCGUUGUUAGAUCUUAAUCGUUUUGAUACGAAUGAAAAGAAAUUUACUUAUCUUAGAACUUUCUUGAAGUCUAAUGAUUUUUCUUCUAUGAAGAGAGAUAUUGCUCAUAUUGUCAAAGAAGAAUUGAAUCAUGAAAUUAAGAAACUUUCCAUUAAAAUUGACCGCUUCUUCCAAAGUGAAAAGUCCUGGAAAGUUUUAAGUCCGCCUAAUGGUGACAAUGAUAUUCUAGAAAGUCAAAUACAAGAAUAUUUUAUAUCUGAAUGCCAGGCACUAGAGAAGUUUGGCGCUAUAAACAAUAAACUUAUUAUUAAAGAUACACAUGCUUCGCCAUCACUGGGAACCCAAAAAUCAGAUUUUAUCUUUAUUCAAAAAGGUUCAACCGUAGAUCUAUUUAACGUUGUUGUCGUUGGUAAGAUAAAGUUGCGAGUUGGUGGAAGAUUUAACAACACACAUAUAGGACAAGCAAUAUCUUUCGGUGAAAAAAUACUCCAGCUUCAACCAAAGUGA